CUCAUGAGCUUCAAUGUGAGGUCUGAAGAGUUUGCCGUCAUUAGAUAUCCUGACUAUGAAUCCGAUUAUACAAGUUGGAGAUUUGUGUUUUACGAAGAGAAAAUUGCCUUAGUGAAUGACUCUGACUUUGACAAAGAAGAUGUGAAUGAUGAACCAAACUUGGACAAUGAAGCUGUGAAUGAUGAACCGAAUGGGACUAAAGUUUUUCAUAUAAUUGUUUUGGAUGAGAGUACGCAACAAUGGGAUAAAACCCCCAUAAAUAUUCUUCACUGGGAAGAAGCUGUUGGAGAGAAGGGAUUUUAUUUCCAAGGUACCAUUGGAGAAAACGAACUUGUUUUUGCACAAAACUCUACCAAACGUGGCGGCCCUGACUAUUGUGUGUUGUAUAACAAUACAGAGACAGAAAGUUUCAGAAACUUUGAGAUUCAAGGAGUGGUUGGCAAUGAUGAAAGUGUUCGAACCUUCUUGGAUCACGUUGAUAGCCUUUACCUUAUGUGAAGAACAAGAAUUGGUCCGCUAAUUAUGAUCAAAGACUCGUUGGUUGUUCACUCUCUCAAAGUCCUAUUGUCGUUAAUUUUUUUACGUAUGCUAAAUAAAUAAAUAGUAAUGGUGUGCCUCUAGUAAUAGGUCAUAUUCUCGUGUUGACCUUUACUUAUGCUAAAAUAAUAAUGUUCUUUCAGUUCAGAUAUUUUAUAACUAUGUUUCUAAACAAUAA
Messenger RNA from Camelina sativa (false flax), 715 nucleotides. NCBI's taxonomy places the organism in Eukaryota, Viridiplantae, Streptophyta, Magnoliopsida, Brassicales, Brassicaceae. The record is from RefSeq and is a predicted model, not a curated record.